Messenger RNA from Cataglyphis hispanica, 5581 nucleotides. Its product is annotated as aminopeptidase N-like. Gene Ontology annotation, cellular component: cytoplasm. Gene Ontology annotation, molecular function: metalloaminopeptidase activity; peptide binding; zinc ion binding. Gene Ontology annotation, biological process: peptide catabolic process; proteolysis. The coding region runs from base 209 to 3490 and encodes 1093 amino acids. The record is from RefSeq and is a predicted model, not a curated record. NCBI's taxonomy places the organism in Eukaryota, Metazoa, Arthropoda, Insecta, Hymenoptera, Formicidae. The transcript has 17 exons.
CAUAGUGGGGGUAUCCACGAGUGUUUCUCGGCCAACAUCCGCACCGCGAGGUAGAAUAGCUAAUUGCAGUUGUACCUGCGUCACCUGUAUGCUGCCGCGAAUUCGUUUCCGCGUCGAAAACGUGCUCGCUUUCCAAGCCGCCGUCGCUUCAUCGACGUGAUUUUCCUAUUUCAAGAAUAAUUUCGCGUUACUUCUUCAAGUUUGAAAGAUGCGACGGGGAUCCGUCAGUAGUUGGCAGUCCUAUGGACAGCGAAAUUCUGAUUGUAUGAUGGAAACAUAUUCCGGUAAUACCGCGUUGGCUUCACCUACCGAGGAAAUUAUCCACCAACGGAAGGGCGGUUGGUUUUUAACGUACAAGAAGCUUAUCUCCUUUGUUGUCCUAAUUGUAAUUGUUAUUAUCGUCGCGGGUUUGAUCGGAUGGAAUAUCGGCACCAUGCCUAAAACGAGAACAUACGAUCCAUUAGCCCUUCUCGAGAAUGAGACGGAGGAAGAAGGCGACGUCAUUGUCGUCUCGAUAUCGCCUUUUGUUCAUCCCUUGAGAUAUGACCUCGAACUGACGCCACCGAGCGACGUCAACGCGACGUCGAAUCUGAAAGGACGAGUCAUUAUCAAAUUCCGCGUCGAUGGUACACCAUCCUUAAGCAAAUUGUCUCUCAAUGCAAGGAACAUCACGGCAACGCGUUAUAAGCUGUCGCUCAUAGAAGAGAACAAUACGCGAGCGAAAAGAAGACGUAGAAGACGCGCCCAGGAUGACAAUAAAGGCAAUGAAACCAUGGAAUUGAAACCGAUGAACGCUGUCAAUGUUACCACGAUGACUCCUCUCGUCAAUGUGACAGCUGUUCGAUUGGAAAAUCAGGAAACAACGCGCGGCGAUGUUACUGACUAUCCUUCAAGAAACGUGACCUCCUCCAACGAUGACUCUUCUUUCAAGAAUAAGAGCACAUCCGUGACCGAUGAACAAUCUAGCGAAUCCGCAAACAUAACAACGUUUGAAUCGACGACAUCUCGAUCAGCGACGUCAUCUACGUCCACGGUAACUUCUAGUAAAGGAAGCGUAACCGAGGUGGUGAUCCAGCGAUAUGAGGAGGAUGCUAAUAACGGAUUACAUAUAAUACAUCCGGCCGUUGCCAUAAAUCCGGGAACGUACAGCUUGGAGAUCGAUUAUGAGAUUAUUAUGCUUGACGAUAAGGCGAUUUACUCGGCAAGCUUCGGCGAAUCCGGUGAAGAAAGAUCGUUAAUCGGGACGCGAUUGAAACCUUUGGGAGCAUCGCGUCUUUUGCCGGUUUUCGAUGACGUGAAUCUCAAGGCUGUUUUCUCACUGUCCGUGGCACGUCCGCACAAAGCGAGGGUCCUUUCGAACACGCCUCUCAAUAUCUCAAGAAACACAUCGGACAAUCAGAUGAUUGACACUUUCAACGAUACCCCUUUGCUGUCACCUUACAAUCUGGCCUUCGCAAUGGGCGAGUUUGAAUCGUUGAGCGAAACAAAAGCGGGGCCUGAUAAUAAAACGACGGUGACUUUCUGGGGCGACCCAAAGAGACGAUUACGAGGGAUAUACCUUUACGACAAACUUGACCAAGUCGUUACAUAUUUUAAUGAUAUGUUCUCGAUGCCUUAUCCGCUACCGAAAUUAGAUAUCAUUGCGUUACCACCGCGGAUCAUUGAUAACACUGGAAGUUUGGGUUUAAUAUCGAUGAAGCAAUCGCUCUUCUACGCCGCGGAUCGAUCUCCCAUGGUCACGAAGACAGACGCGUUAAGCGCUCUGAUAAGCUUGAUAGGAGAACAAUGGCUGGGCGGUGUCGUGAACGUGAAGAACUGGUCGGACAUUUGGCUUCUAGAAGGCUCCACGAUCCAUUUGCGACAUGCGAUGAUUGAGAAGAUAGACUUGUCACUGGACUCCAAUCAUGCCUUCCUUGCCGACAUUCAAUGGGAUGCCAUGGAAGAAGAUAGUUAUAGCGUUUCAAGAUCAUUGCAAUCGAACGUCAAUCCCGCUCAUCUGGACUUCUCGGACGACAAUGCUCGACAUAAGAAAGGUGCAUGCUUGAUUCGCAUGUUGCAUGGUGUGAUAAACGAUACCGCCUUUAGGAACGGCUACCGGAAAUUCGUAGCGAGGUGGAACUAUUCGACAGCAAAUGUGGAUGAUUUUUGGGAAGCCAUGGCGGAAGAAACUAUCGGUUUACCUGCAGAAAUUACUUUGUCCAAAAUGAUGAAUUCUUGGAUAUUGAAUCAUGGAUAUCCGAUCGUUAGCGUAACGAGAGAUUACGAAAAGGGCACAGCUGUUGUUAAACAGCAAAGAUUUACGUACGAUCAAUCGUCAUUCGACACUCAACCGACGUGGUACAUAGCGCUUGACUAUAUUAACAAAACGAGGAAUGAUUGGUCAUCUCCGAUAAAGACGUGGUUACAUUCCGAAGCGGAAACGGUGAUGCAUGAUGUUGGUGCUCAAAAUUCUUGGGUUGUGUUCAAUGUGAAUAAAACAGGUUAUUACCGUGUACAUUAUGAUGAGGAAAAUUGGAAACUCCUGGCGCAAGCCCUCGAGGAGGAUCACGAGGUCCUUCCGCCAGAAACCAGAGCAUCGCUCGUCGACGAUGUGCUCGGGCUCGCUGCGGUCGGCUUGACGAAAUACGCGACUGCUUUUAGCUUUAUUAAAUAUAUGCAAAUGAAGGAACGACAUUACGCUCCUUGGAGUGUUCUGAUGCGUCAUCUGUUGAAAUUGAACGGUCUUCUUUAUGAAACGUCAGGCUUCAGCGACUUUCAGGAAUUUACAUUAAGAUUCACAUCGAAAUUAUAUUCAGACGUGGGAUGGAAGACUGAUGAGGGAUCGGGGCUAACUUUGAUCGCCUUAAAAAUAGCGUGCAUGUUCGAGAACGCCGAGUGUCUCGGAUGGUCCAAAAUUCAUUUUGAAAAACUAAAGGAUCAUUCCGACGCGGACGAAGUGGUACCGGCAUACGCACGCGAAGUGUUGUAUUGUACGAUCGCGAGAUAUGGCACGCGAAACGAGUGGAAUUAUUUUGUUGAAAGGGCAAACUCUACAGCAGAUCGAGAAGAGAAGAAUCGCCUUUUAUCAGCGCUUGCGUGCUUCCAGACGCCAUGGAUCCUAUCGCUUCUUAGCGAGCUUCUUGAAGGGAAGAUCUACAACGAGGACGAGACGCAAAGGAUCUUGAGAAGUUUCCCGCAAAAUCCAGUUGCCGCGCAACUCGCCUACAAGUUUGUGCGAAAUAAUUGGCAGACUAUCGUCACAAGAUUCUCAAAAUCUCGCCCGAUCUUGAAAGCUUUCGCGUUAGCGAUGAUGAACGGCUUGACCAGCAAAGAAGAUCUGGAUGACUUUCAGACUUUCAGCGAGGAUAAUCUCGAAAGUAUAAAGACCGUAGGAUACACUAUGGCGAUGGUCGAAGCGCACGCUAAUUUCGCGAUAAAGUGGUUGAAGGAAUCCUUGUCGGAAGUGCAGGAGUGGUUAACGGCGAACAAUGCCACUGAGAUACCGACAUGAAUAUUCUAGGUAUAUCCUUCCAAGGGUUGCAACAGAAUGAAGGAGACUCUGUGUACGAUUGUCGAUUCACACUUUCGUACACGUGUGUUCGCGAAAAAAGAACCGCGGGAAUUUUUCUACGACAACAAGUUUUAUUUUUCCGUAUGCUUUUGUCAAGCAUGAUUACAAAACCAAGCAACAAGAAUCUCGUCCUUAUAUCGUUUAGCCUUAGAAUGACGGUCGUUAGUAUAAUUAGUGUUUAGGUACAUAUUUAACAAACGAUAUAGAUAUAUAUAUAUAUAUAAUAAUCGUAUCUCUAACGAUGUGGUAAUUAUUAUUCCAAUGUUUAUCGUAAACUCUUCACUCGCGCGCGUUCUCGCUCAUUAAUGGCGCACUAUUGCUACACGGUACGCUCGUUUUAUAACACGCUAUGUUAUCGUUACAAUAAUCUAUCCGUACUGUUGUCUUCACUUCUCAUUUAGUCUAACUCGUUAAAUGCGUUAAGUACGGUAUAUAUUCGCAAGCUAUCAAACACGCACGGUUUAAGGGUGGAAGCGAUGAUUUAUCAUCGGAUGGGGCUCGGGCCGUCAGAGAUUAAUGCGGCCGAUGUUUAAUCGAGAUCUUAAGCGCACGCAAGGCGCGUUAUGUCGGUUUUCGCUUACAUCAAAAUCCUUCGAGAUCUCAAAAUCGCGUAAUUGUAUAACGACGAUUUUAUAUAUACUAUGGCGAUGCAUCCAGCCCGCAUCUCACUACGCUAUUUAGCGCUAAAUGCGAUCCUUUUCUUAUUCCAUAUCUAUCGAUACGGUAUAUGCGACUUUACAUAAAUUACGUAUAUUUAUCGCUAAAUACGACCGUCUAUUUUCAUUCCUAUUCUUUAUAUUAAAUAUUAACUUUCACGCUUAGUGAUGUUUCAAAAGUAAAGUUAAACAUUAGAUAGUCGUGUUUAACGUUAAAUACCAUUGGAAUGUUUUUAUUUCACAUUUAUAUUAAACAAAAGAAUCUCACAUUAAAUGAAUAAAUCUCAGCGCAUUUGGCGCUAAAUCCGCAUUCAUCCGUCUGGAAAUAAAAGUUUCUCGAUAUACACGAGAAUUGUCCCAAAGCACGUUUUUAUCCUGAGACAACGCGCGAAAAUAUGUUAUUCUCCAAUCUCUUAUUGAAGGGGUUAUUUUUUUUUUAAAUGAGGCACAUCUAUAUAUCUCUAACAAAAUGUGAAUUGAUCGCGCAUGAAUAUUUUCUCACACUAUUAAUACGUCAACUAUGAUUCAUUAAAAGCGUUCUGUAUUUUUUCUUCAAAAUGGAUUUCCGGCACAACUCCCUUACAAUAGUUUAUUAGUUAUCUGAAAUAUUUCACUUGUUAUAUUAAUGCACAUAAAGGCUAUUUUCUUUAUUCGAUUCAAGGCAUAUGUUGUCUUAUUUUAUGAAUAACCCCUUCAACCAGUUGCUUGAAAAAGUUUUCGAUCGUUUAUUGUCUUCAUACAAUUCACUCAAUUUUAUCAGACGCAUUAUUAUAUCAGUGUGGUAUGUGAGCGCAUUGUCGACAUUCUAAAACGAUCGUAUAUAUACAUCGACACGAUGAAAUAUAGAUUGUUAGGAUAUUGUGCGCGACGAACAAACGCGAUUUCAUCAAAUUCUGCAUUUUUAAAAUUUCGUAUUCGUUUCAAACGAGUCACGUCAAAUAGAUCCGUUUCUGUUCGUUAUGUUUGGUCAUGCUAUCCUGCGUAGUGUUAUUUUUUUUUUUUCGAAUGCUAGUUCUACUCGAUGCAUUUAAUGCCGAUAUUGUGCAGUACUUCGUACUUCGGUAUCGAGACUUCGAUUCCACGCUCUUCUCGUCUCGUGAUCAAACGUUAAUUAAUGGAGGUGUUCAACAUUUCGAUAAUCCUUUGUCGAGAGCACCAAUUGUGAAAGUUGUUAUCGGAAACGAGAUGACUGAAAGAGAUCGCGCGAAAACGUAUGCUCCAAGAGCUAUGCCGCUUGCAAUUUUAAGCCUAAAUAAAACUGUUUUUGACGAAAUAUUGUUGUAAAAUAGUUGCCAUGUUAUGGCGAGAGAUUAACAUAAAAUUGCUCUCACGUGAUAAAAAUUAUAGAAAAUAAAAAUUAUACCUUUGUCUGCCA